AGCAGCGCGAGCAACUACGAUACUCUUUUCUAGAGUGAGGAGCCGGCCGUACAGAAGAAAAAAAGCGAAAAUUUGUCAGUUUUCAACCAGCGUGAACUUUUUCGUUCGGAAAACUGUCUGGAAAUCGUUUAUUCGCUGGAAAAAAGUGUGAAAAAUAUUCCUCGUUGUGCGAAGUGUGAUUUUCCGUAGAAUUCAGUCGUUUUCGCUUCGCCAAUAGGCAGGAAAUUUCGAGUGAAAAUUCUUUUCACGCGAGUGUGCUUCUGGUGAAUCUGUCUGGAAGGGAAGGCGACAACUAGAGCUACUGCUAUAGAGCAAGAAAAAAAGCUGAAGCAGGAAACUUCGUGGAUUUGUGCGUGUGAGGAAAAAGUGUUGUAAAAUUAUUAGCGAUUUUCUGAAAUCGCGUCGAAUUUCGUCAUUGUGAUCGACUGGGCAUCUAAUAUAUCAAACAUGCAAAUAGUGCAAGUCCUCGAGAAGACGGUGUCGCCAGAUAAAGAUGAACUGCUGGCGGCCAAAAACUUCCUCGAACAUGCAGCCGCAUCGAACCUGCCCAGCUUUCUGCGAGCUUUGUCAGAUGUGCUGGUGUUUGCCGGGAACUCACCGGUGGCCCGUAUGGCCGCCGGUUUGCAGUUAAAGAAUCAACUCACCAGCAAGGAUGCAACAGUCAAGUGCCAGUACCAGGAGCGAUGGCUAUCCUUUCCCGAGGAUACACGAGAAUAUAUCAAAAAGAAUAUCCUUGCUUCCCUGGGAACAGAAAGCAGUCGACCCUCAUCCGCGGCGCAGUGUGUGGCUUAUGUUGCCGUUGCCGAGCUGCCUGUGGGUCAGUGGCCAAAUUUGAUGCAAAAACUCGUGGACAACGUCGUUAAUGAAAAGUCAACUGAGAUGGAACGGGAAGCUACGUUGGAGGCCAUUGGUUACAUUUGUCAGGACAUUAAUUCGGAAAUUUUGGAGCAUCAAUCGAAUCAGAUUUUGACGGCAAUUAUUCACGGUAUGCGUAAAUCGGAACCAUCGAACCAUGUACGAUUGGCGGCUACGAAUGCUUUGCUAAAUUCACUUGAAUUCACAAAAGCCAAUUUCGAAGAAACGGCAGAAAGGAACUAUAUCAUGGAGGUGGUUUGUGAGGCGACUCAGAGCACCGAUACGCAGAUUUGCGUGGCUGCUUUGCAAUGUCUCGUGAAAAUUCUUACUCUUUACUACCAGCAUAUGGAAGCGUAUAUGGCCCAAGCACUGUUCCCCAUCACACUGGAGGCAAUGAAGAGUGAAAAUGAACAGAUCGCGCUUCAGGGUAUUGAAUUUUGGUCCAACGUCAGCGACGAAGAGAUCGAUCUGGCGAUUGAAUCACAAGAAGCAGCCGAUACUGGCCGCCCGCCCAAUCGUGUGUCGCGUCAUUAUGCUCGAGGGGCGUUGCAGUUUCUGGCACCAGUGUUGAUGGAAAAACUGACUCGGCAAGAGGAGUUUGACGAUGAAGACGACUGGAAUCCAUCGAAGUCAGCCGGGGUAUGUCUAAUGCUUCUGGCCACCUGUUGCGAGGAUGAAAUUGUUCCGCACGUGCUGCCAUUUGUGAAUAAUAAUAUCAAAUCGUCAAAUUGGCGCUACCGAGACGCUGCCCUGAUGGUUUUCGGAUCUAUCCUGAGUGGUCUGGAGACAAACACUCUGAAACCGCUUGUUGAACAAGCGAUGCCGACGCUGAUUGAGCUGAUGUACGAUCAGAGUGUUAUAGUGCGUGACACCUGUGCGUGGACCUUCGGUCGCAUAUGUGAGGUCAUUCCCGAGGCUGCUAUCAACGAACAGUAUCUCGAGCCUCUGCUGAAGGCAUUGCUGAACGGUUUAAAGGCAGAGCCACGUGUCGCCACGAACGUAUGCUGGGCAUUCACUGGUCUAUCGGAAGCGGCGUACGAUGCAGCGAAUGUUGACGAUGAUGCUCCACAGACCUACUGUCUGUCACAGUAUUUCGAUUUCACUAUCAGUAAUCUGCUAGAAACGACCGAUCGCCCUGAUGGGGCGCAAGCCAACUUGCGCUCUUCUGCCUAUGAAGCACUGAUGGAGAUGAUCAAGAACUCACCUCAGGAUUGCUACGUCUCCGUACAGAAAACAACGAUGGUUAUUUUGGACCGACUCAACCAGGUCCUGCACAUGGAAUCACAUAUUUCCACCCACAACGACAGGCACCAGUUUAACGAUUUACAGUCGCUGCUCUGUGCCACAUUGCAGUCGGUUUUGCGUAAAGUGGACGCUAAAGAUGCUCCUCAAAUAUCUGAUGCCAUUAUGACCGCUCUUUUGACCAUGUUUAGGUCAAGUUCUGGCAAAGUUGGUGGUGUUCAGGAAGAUGCUCUAAUGGCAGUGUCAACUUUAGUUGACUUGCUUGGCGAAGGCUUUAUCAUAUACAUGGACGCGUUUAGAGAAUUUUUGUACAUGGGCCUCAAAAACCAUCAAGAAUAUCAAGUAUGUUGCACAGCAGUGGGACUUGCCGGUGACAUUUGCCGAGGACUCAAAAAUAAAAUUCUUCCUUAUUGCGAUGAAAUUAUGACUCUGCUGCUGGAAAACCUCAGUAAUCCAUCGAUUCAUCGAAGCGUCAAACCGCAGAUUUUGUCCGUGUUUGGAGAUAUGGCUUUGAGUAUUGGAGCUGAUUUCAAGAAGUAUCUCACCAUUGUCCUGCAGAUGUUGGCCCAUGCGACGCAAGUGCAGAUCGACCCGAACGAUUAUGAUAUGAUCGAUUACCUGAAUGAACUUCGCGAAAGUGUCCUGGAAGCUUACACUGGCAUAGUGCAGGGACUAAAGGGAACCGAUAAGAGCCCGCAUGAGGAUGUGAACCUACUGCAACCGCAUGUUCCCUUCAUUAUCAACUAUAUCAUCUCGAUUGCGAAAGACAGCGAACUAUCGGAUGGAAAUAUCGCUAUAGCAUGCGGGUUGAUCGGCGAUAUGUGCUCUGCCUUUGGACCGCCACUGCUGCCGCUGGUGGAAGACCCUCAGAUUCAGCAGCUGAUGAAUGAUGGCAAAGUCUCACGCACCGGACGAACCAAAACACUUACCAACUGGGCGCUAAAGGAAAUUAAAAAACUUAAGCAGACAACAAACGACGCGAGUUGAUUUAAUUCAGCAUUAACGGCAACACGCUCAACUACACAGCAGCCAAUGGCACCACGUCCAGUACAGUUCCAGCAAUGUAAUUCUACCAUCAAACCGUUUGUAGUGCCCUUCGACUGUCUUACUUCACCACUUAUUUCCGAAAAUUCGCCAGCUGCGGUAGCUGCGCUACCUCUUCAUCACAUCGAAGACCAGGAGGAACCAUUCAAUUGCAACUAUUACUACAGCGACAAUCUCUGCUUUGAUAUGUUGCUGAAGAUCUAGACGUACUCUUUUUUUUCAUUUGGAUCCUGAUUCACUGGUUUAAAUUAGGGUAUAUCCAGGUUCCCCAAUAUGUAAGUCACUCGUUGCUUUCUCUUUUAUGAUUGACCAACCUUAUGAUGCAGUGUGCGGAGUGACAGUGGCUGGGCUACGCCAGGAAGCUAGGGAGACAAAUGAUCGCAUGAUUCCAACUGUUGUCGCUGGUCGCUCCAGACGAGUAAACUUCCCGUAGAACCGGAACUGUGUGUACAUCUAGGUUACGGUGUGUCGUAGUAGUAAUAGUUGUAGUGAAACUUAGAUGAUAACUGUGUAAGCCAACUAAAUUAAAUCAAUUAUCCAAAAGUAGUAAGCGACAUCUACACACAAACACGAACACAAACUGAAUCCGUUAAAACAAUGUAUCUUCUUUACGAGUGAAAAAUUUUAUUCUUAUAGUCGAGACGUGUGCCAUAGUGAAACGUUGGGAUGCCUUUUUCGCGAAGAGUGAUCUAAAAGUAGUGGACCUCAAAGCAGUCCAAUUGUAAAUUUGUUGACAAAUAAAAUUGUUUUUUUUCGUACGUUGUACACUUUCACCGUGGCACUCGUUUUAUUUUCCUUCGGUAAUCUAUGAUGCAAGUAAACUAGGAACUAGCGGUAAUAUCGAUCGGAAAUUCAACACAAUACAGACAAACCUUUAAACAAAAAUAUGCGUAUAUUUGACAACAACAAAAAAAAAACUCCCAUAUUUAGCUGCAGUUUACCUUAAAGGAGAUAGAAAACUCGUAUACGGGGAAACGAAAUACUUCUGAUUCGACAAAUAUUACUAAAGCAGCAAGUAUGCCCAGCAGGCAAGAGCAUAAGCAGAUUUUUGUCGGUUAUUGGAGCGACACAAUGCGAUUUAGGUUGUACAGUUUAAUUCGUGGGGGUUUUAAAAAUUGUGCGCUGAUAUAUUAUUUAAGGAAACUAGAAAACUUUGCCUGCUUCAACAAAGUGUAACACAAUUGGACUGUAAUAUUUUAGAGGAGAGAAUUAUUUCGUCGACCUGAAAAAGUCCUUUAUUCCGUGUCGCAUGCUUUUCAGACGUAAUACUGUAGAGUGAGUCCCACAACCGAGUGAGUAAUUACGAAAUGGCAAAAUGACAAGGGGAAAAAGGAUGAUACUAUACUAUAAUUUUGCAACACAACAUAAAAGCAGAAAAGCUUACAGUGUAGAUUAUUAAAUAUCAAUAUCAAGUCUUGUAAGAUUAGAAUAAAAACAGAAAAAAAAACAAAAAAAAAAAUUACAAGGUUAAGUCAUGCAAUUACCCAAAACAAAAACAAUGUGUAAGUGCGUGUUAUGUGCUGUGCUAUUUCAUGACUAGGAUGUUUACGACUAGUGGUUUUGCGUUCGGGGUUGACCGAGGGGGCAUGUUGUUUGUUGGUCGGAGGUUGGAGAGUUAAAAAAAAGAUGUGCGAUUGAGAGUCUCGUACUCUGCGUGCUUGAAGAGUCAUACUAAAUUCGAGACUAUGUCUAUUGAUUUCCUAUAAUAGUUGAUUGAGAAAUGUUUGAUGGUUUUGAUAACAAGUUUACAAGUUGAUAAAGUUGAUAAGUCGAGGAAUGAACAUAAAAUGGACAUAAAUGGUUACUUGACAUACCUACUAGAAAUUUUUCCUGGUCUUUUAAAAUACGAGCUUCUUCACACUCUACUAGUUCAUAGCAAACUGGAACUCAAAUCUAAACGAAUCACUGGAAAAUCAUGAAUGAAAUAAAACUGUUUUGUAACUUACCAGGAACAGAAGACUUUCCGACCGACUUGAGCUUGACUGAUCGAUAAAAGAAAUCCAUACCAAUAGACGAUACUAAAGAAAACUACUGAAAUGAAUUCGCGUGUGAUUGAGACUUUGUCUUUGUGCUUUCCCUCACUGUUGUCGGUUUGAUGAGUGGUUGAGUGCGUCUGCGAAGCGCCGUGCGUGAAUUGCGUAACGCGAAAAAAAAACUUGAAUGUGAUAUGUAUAUCUAACUUUGCUUGAUAUUCCUGAGAACCUGAUGCAACAACGGUUAUUCCAAUCGUAGCCAAAAUUAUGUGUGAUAUAAGAAAAAACAAGAGUGUGCGUGUGCACGAGCUCCGCAUAAUGAAAUCAAAUUCUGUACAUGAACUGUAAAAUAAUAAUAUUGAAUCAACGCUGAAUUUCUCUAGAGGGUUCACUAUUGAUCACUAUCAUCAUUUAGCUUGUUUUCUAUUGUCAACGAAAUUAUCGUAUAGGCUAAUGGUGUCUUGCGCCUAAAUACAGAUAAAAUCCAGUUCGUAGCUCACACUUAUUUGUGACAUGGAUGGUGCUGCACGCAAUUAGUUUUGUUGUUGUUACUAAUAUCUCUGAUUGCUUCCCUCGUGAGAUACGGGAUUGCACAUAUUUCAUAUCAGAUGCUCUGAAUCCGAAUAAAGCUUUAGGCUAUGAUGUGUUAGUUAAAAGCUCGUUGAACUCGUUUACGUUAAGCGAAAGGAAAGGAAUGUUGGAAAAGUAGCUUGCAACUGUAAAGAAAGUAAGUCCAAAAACGUAGAGUGUUAACAUUUGUAUUCAAAACUGGUGAAAGGUUAACCCUUCGGUUGCCAAAAACUUGAACAAAAUUAAAAGUUGUUGAAAAAUACGAAGCGGAAUGAAAACAAAACUUUGAAGGAAUCAAGCUUAAUGAAAUGCUUCUCCGUAGAAGCAGGAUAUCUAACCUAAGACACAUCUGUCGGAUGACUUUGUAGUCAACAAACCUUCAUUAUAAUUCUCCAAACCAUACAGAAUAACCUGCUGAAUAUGGGUCUCAACUGUGCGGUUUCUACUAAAUCAAAUGUCAAACAGGUGAUAAUUGACACCGGAGCUGAUUGUGUUGAGAGAUGCUAACUUUUGACCGCACAAAUUAGUUAAGUGCGUACCAAGUGUCUUUUUCUAAGAACCGCGAAGAAUCUUUCUCGCCAUGAGUAUAAAUCUGACCUGCAAACUAUUCAAGAAUUACGUCAAAAACUUCAUCCACUAUUUAAAACUAAGAAAGAAUUGAUUAUGAUUAAAUCUUCCAAAAAUCCCCAAAUCGACCAUUGUAAUGGAGGAAACAUUUAAAUGACUUGGCAUCAGUGAAAACUAGUUUUCUUUUCGGAGCAAUUUUUACGAGCAAACCAAGAGAUUACCCAUGGGAAUUCCACUUUCACCGUUUCUAUGUAAGUUAUUUGUAGCAAAUAUGGAAAACAAAUUAAGGGAUAGAAAGCUUUUGCCAAUUAGUUUUUCAACAGUUAUGAAAUUAUAAGCCAAAAUGUUUGUUAAAAGUUCGUUGAACGUUAAUGAAUGGAAGUGUUUGAAAAGUAGCACAAAGCUUGUUUUUACAGCACGCUUAGCUCCAAAAUCCUAGAGUGCUAUUACUUGCUUAUAGAACUGCUGAAAGAUUACCCGCUCGGUUCUACGAAUCCUCAACGAAAGUAAAAGUUGCCGAAAAAGUGAAACAAACGGUUUAAAUGGAAGUUUCGCCUAACUUUUUCGUUAAUGCGGAAUCUGGUCUUGCAUUCAAAUCUUUAGUGUCUUUUUGAAAAAUAUAACCCCAAAGCGAGGAAAGAGUGCAUUCAGUUUAAAAGUUCAACGAAUGUCGGAGUGCAUUUUUUUUUCAAUAAACCUCCAGAAAACUUGACACAAAAGAUAAUUAUUACACAAAUAACAAACAGGUGUAUUUCUAAUGUUCUACAGGCUGUAAUAUGUAAGUCGAAUCGACCAACUCGACUGGAUUCUGUUACUGUUGAGUGGAGCGAAGUUCUACAUCAUAGAAGUAGUGACAUCUUUCUUCAUAGUGCGGUCGACUCAGAUGAGCAAUCGCGUCGAGCUCGGUUUUUAUAAUACUGAAACAGAACCGAGCAAAGUGACAGUCGAUUCAAGCUACGUAAUGGGGUCGUUGUGUUCUUUAUAUUCGUAUGUCUUGUUUCGUUGUUGAUAUUUCACUUUUUUAGCUCCAAAUUUUUUCCAUAUUUCAGCGGAACAGUUGAGUUCAUAUCUAACUAAUAAAUAACCGUUUAAUGCCGUUACUCUUAUUAGUAACAUUGUAUAGUUACCUUCCUUGGGUGCGAAUUAAAGUUUCAAUUGCACUAAAUUUUACUCGAAUUGUUGUACUAUCACACAAGACUCCAGAUUGCUUCAAGUUUGGAUUCAUUCCAUGUCAGAUUUUUUAAGAGCAUUUUGCCUAUUCCAUAAAUUUGUUCCAAAUAUAAAACAAAGCAAAUGAUUGAAAAUAAUUUUCACAUGAAACAAUUAAACAAUCAUAAUCUUUCUUAAUCAUGUAGAAUAAUUCUGAAAGGCACCAACAAAACAAAAACGUUGAGCUACUCUGAAUAAGGUCGAAGCAGAUUAAAAUGUAUGCUCUAUUAUAGAAUUUACCUUACGGAAGUCGAGUGGUCACGAUGCCUGCUGGCACCUGACCUAACGCCUAACGCCUGUCAUAAAUACUGACGAUGUCAGCGUCUGUAAUAACCAUACGAUUUGACUUCGAUAAUAAGGUUCUAUGACACCAAAAUCACAAGAAUAUAGAAUACUGGCAAAAUAUGAUUUUACUCACUAAAUGUCGAUAAGGGAAUGAAUUAAAGAGUGUUGCAUGUCAGAAUCAAAAUCAUUCCAUCGAGGGUAAAUUGUUGAAAUUUAUGCGAGACACACAGUAGUACUAAACAUCUUUUGCCACUUUUAGUAUUAAAAUAAAUGAGUGAAAACGCAAGAAUGAAAAAUAAAUUCUACCUAACACAGAUCGGCUGCUCGCUAUGGACGGGCAGUCGAACGAAAAACACAAAUAGGAAGAGACUUAUUACAAGUACGCAACACACAAAUACAAAAUACUAAUCCAAACAAAAAAAAACAUACUAACUCAUGAUUCCCAGUCAAAGCAAUUUAUAGAUAAACUUAUUCUGUUACCUUUUAUUUAAUAAAUCGAUAAUGAAAAGUACGACUUUUGACGAUAAAUCACAGACUGUUAGGAAACCACAAAAGCAGGAAACAAAUAACACUGUAAAACAAGCGAACAUUGCUCAGGUACAUACAAAAAACAAAAAAGAAACCAAAACAAAAUCAAAUACCUACAUACGAAACAUACAAACAAACAAACAAACAAAUACAAAGACUUACAAAACAGUGAAAUACUGCACUCUCAAACUAAAAAAUAAGUGAAAAACGUAAAAUUGUUGUAAGACAAACAAACAAUAAGUGUAGUACGAAGUUGUGAAAUUUUUCCUUCUUGCUAAACAAACGCGAAUGAUGGAGAGUUGGAGAGUGUGCGAGAGUGAUGUCCAUGUCGGUGCGCAAAGCUCGCUUGGAUAUCACGUUGUGAAUCGCGUGUUUGAACGGUCAUAUAUUUUUACUUAAAUAAAAACAUUAACCAGAGAGUAAGACGACAGAGAAGGCGAGUCAAUCCGUUUACUCCUGUUUAGCUAGACGUGUAACGAACGAGAACCAUGAAAUUAAACUGCAGAACCCUCUGCUGCUGAAGGCGGAAAUGGGUACAUGCGUGGAACCAGAAAGGAAAUUUAGGAACCGAGAACCUUUCUCGAAAUCCGACAAAACUUGGGAAUAUUGAAAUAUACAGAAUUAUAGCAGAAUCUAACGGAACCAAUGAAUUAAAAGAAACUGUGGAAGCAUUACAAAAUCCAUUAGAGAAUAAGUAGGAAUUAUUGAAAUUACACAGAACUAUUAUGAUGCUGACUUAACUAGACGAAAAAGAAUUAAGUUGAACUAUAAGAAAUAAUAAGAAGGAAAACAACUGUGAUUUGAGAAAGCUUUUUACAGUCACACGAAAGCAAAGGCAAAUUGGAUAAAUUUGCACAAUUUAAAUCAAUCAGCAAAAAAAAGUGGCGCAAAGUGUGAUCGAAACAAACAAUUGAAGUUUUAAAAAAUUCCAAAAUUCUUUAAAAUAAUAAAAACAUAUUGAAACAAAAAACGAGUCGAAGAAAAAAAGCUUUCUCAAGAAAUUAACGACUGAUUUUUAAAAGAACUCUAACGUAAUACCAAACUGUAACGACGGAUGUGUGAUCGAGCGAGAUUCACCCGAGUGUGUGUGUGCCUGUGUGAAGUAGGUAUGCAUGUGCGCCUGAUUUAACGAUUUCGCUCCAAGAAAUACUAGGAAAAACUUUUGGUUGAAAAUUUUACCCUCCGAAACCACCGAAUGAAUCUGUGCUUGAAAACCUGGAAAAAAUCUGAAAAGAGGUAAGGUGAGUGGAAUGUUUUGUUUGCGAGAAUAUGAUGCAAUUCGAUUGCAUCGGAAACUUCCAAAGAGGGACGAGACAACAUGAUUUGUUGAAUGCGAAAUAUCAAACAAAAUUAUCAUCAGAGAAAUGCAAUUUUUAACAAAAAACUAAAAAUUAUUGUAUAGGGAAACAUAACAAAUAAAGAAAAUAAAUCAGCCUCUGCUGCAGCGUAACGACAAAAAAGUACAUGGUAGCGAACUUUGGAGGUUUCAAUGAAACUGAUUUCAUGGCUGCGAUUUAAGCGAAAGAGAAAGUAUACUAAUAUUAUUGUACAGAAUUCCAUCGUAACAUACUGAAACGAACAUUUUUUUUUUGUUUUUUUGGAGGACCUUAGAAUUUAUGAACACGCAACAUAAUACGACCCAACAUAUGCAAUCACACUUGAAAGAAUGGCCAUAUUGGGUAGAACAACAAAUAUUUUCCAGCAACUUAACUACUCUGUGAGUUUCUGCGAAACGCUGAGGUGAUGAUGAAAGUUUACUUGUAAUAGUGUGUGGCAAUAGUCGUAUUAAAAAAAAAUCGAAUGAUCGUUUUAUGAUUGUUUGCUUCUAAAAAAAAGAACUUAUGAACUUUGAUGAUGAUGGAUCAAACGGAAUGAAAGUGAAUGAAGCUGAGUUCAAAGUGAAGCCAUAGCCGUUGCGUGUGUCGUGAUGCACGUGUUUGAUUUUGGUGAGACUGAGAUACGUUUCUUAAGCGGCAAAGUAGUGUGUUAGUGAUAAGCGAAUGUUAGUCUAUUUUGUAAGUUAGUCUGGCUGUUUGUAUACUUGAUGCUUGGUGACUGAAUAAAAAUUACAUGACUGCCAAAAACAUCAUCUUGUCUUAUUUAUCCCUUCUGCAUAUCAGUAGGAGAGAAGUGAGUGAACGGUGUAUUUAGAAGAUAACUGCAAACAAAAAAAAAAAAGAGGAAAACAAACGAACAUUGUCGAAAACAGUUUGAGUGCUAAUAAAGAACAACGAGUGUGGCUUCGUUCCUUAUCCAAUAUGUGAUGCGCGGGUAAAUUUUUGUUAGGAGUAAACUUUUUUUUUAUCACAUAGUGAAAACAAUAAUUUUUUGUAUGAAAUGGAAAUAA
Sabethes cyaneus is the source of this 10620-nucleotide messenger RNA. RefSeq names its product importin subunit beta (gene Fs(2)Ket). Gene Ontology annotation, biological process: protein import into nucleus. Gene Ontology annotation, cellular component: nucleus; cytoplasm. NCBI's taxonomy places the organism in Eukaryota, Metazoa, Arthropoda, Insecta, Diptera, Culicidae. Bases 448 to 3084 code for a protein of 878 amino acids. The record is from RefSeq and is a predicted model, not a curated record. Gene Ontology annotation, molecular function: nuclear import signal receptor activity; small GTPase binding. The transcript has 5 exons.